UUAGUGUUCCCUUUAUUUUUUUGAGCAGUGUAUAUUUUUUAUCACAUUUGAUGAACCUCUCCCACCCCUGAUCUCAAGUAAACCCCUGGUGGGAAUCAAAUAGUGUAACAUUUAGGUUAGCUGGAAGUUAAAGUUCACUAAAGUGCAUAUGGCAGAAAAGUAAAAAAAUGUGUCAUAGUCAAUUAUGACAGACUGUUAGAUUAAAAAGUAAUUAUAUUAUAAUAACACUAACCAUGUUUGGAGAUUUGAAUUAUGUAUUACACCACUGUCGCAUUUAGUUUUUUUGCACUGACAGCCCUUAUAAUUUUCUCUCCUUGAUGUCAGAAAUACUGCUUGUGUUCUUCCUUCCCCUCUAGUGAGGGACUAAAAUUCAUACCUGGGAAACGUGGGGAGUGGAAUCUCUGGCCAUGUGGGUGGGGCUUCAGCUAAGGAAAUUCAGCUCGUGCAAUGUGUUGCCAACCUUGUGGACAACCACUCCUACAUGGURUCAUGUGAUUAUUAUACACUUGACAGUUCACAUCAACUUUGUGGCAGGCUACACACGUCAAUGCUCGCAGAGAACAUGGCUGAUACAGUAAGAAUCUUAUUUAUCUGGUUGAGUUGUGAUAAUUAGAAGUUUAAUUUAAUGUAAAUUACAAUUUGUUGUAAUAAAGGUCAYCAUCUCUUCUGUUGCUCUUGCAGAGGUUUUUGGAAAGGUAAGCUGCUUAAAGUUUUCACACGAUAUAUGUAUAAUUUUGAAAAUGUAUAGAUGACAUUGUAAAAUGUUAUAUUAGCAUAGAACAACUAUCUUUUAAUAUGGUCAAAUGAAAAUAACCAGUUAUCUGAAAAGUUGUCAUAAUCUGUUAGACAGAAGCAUCUUGUUACAAAAAUCAAAUAGUAGGCUAAGUUCAUGAUCUUGUAACUUGUUUAAUUAAGAGAAAUCAGUGAAUUAAGAUCUUCCCACAGAGUAAUGCUUUCAUAAAAUGACAAAGUGGUCGAAUCAAGAAUGAUCAGAUGGGAAUUUUCUGAAUAUGAUGUUGACUAUCGCAGGGCAGAAGWUUUUCGAAGUGAGGACGGUUUCCAAACAAAUGCAGCAAAAAUAAUUUGCGGAGUGGUGGAACUUUGUGCAAAUCACGAAAAUAUGCACAUUAUAACAUUAGCAGAAGAGAUGCUUCAUAGCAUCUUUUUCCUAGGUAACAUACAUGUACGAAAGUGCUCUCCGGAAAUGAUCUUGUCAAGCGGGAUGCUGGAGAGAGUGAGGMAAGUGUUUCCGAGACCACUGGCGAGUUACAGCACGAAACUGCCUCGUCGGACACCCUUCUCCUGUCUACUAGAUAUGGUUGUCACCCUAAGGACAGAAGAGGACACAGAAGAUGAUAUCAAAAACCRUCUGUCCAAUCUCAUCACAAGAUUGGGUUUGGUUGGUGAUCACAACUUGAUCGCGGCAACAAUAUGCGUCUCCUACUACACUGAUGACCAACAUAAACCGAUGUUUCAUUACUAUGGGGCAUCUUUGUCCAGCACUGGGUACAAGGAACGAAAGAUCCUGAUUGCCUCAUCUUGUGUACACACAUGGCACCAUUAUGUGUCACUUGCUGUUAUGGAAAAAACGCCUGUGACAUUUAUAAGGCCAGUCAGAUGCAGAGCUUUUAGUGUGGAUAGCAUCCAUACAGAAAAGCCACCUUGUAAACCCUGCCGUGAGCUCUUCAAGCUCGAGCACGCAGAUCCUCCGACUGGCAACAACAUCUAUGGUAAUUGUGCUGAGGUGGAGAGCCUGAGCAAAUUACUCUGGAAUGAAGACGAACGGCUCAGAAGGGUAAGAGAUCGUACGGGAAUAAAAACAAAGGCAAUAAAAACCUUGUCAAACAGAUUGAAAGAGUUUGGUCUUGUGUCCUAUGAUGCCGACGAAGUGUUUCGGCCUCCACCUACCAGGAGGAUAUAAUAAGGCAUUUUGCUAUUUUUCACAAAUAUAACAUUUGAUGUAUCCUAUUUAAAUUGUUUGCCUUACAAGUUAAAUUAAGUAUACCCCUAUAUGUGUAUACCCCUAUUGCUUUGAAAGGUUUUCUUUUGUAUACCUCUUUAUAAGUCACAUUAAAAUGUGUUUUUCCUCAUUUCCACUAUUUGUUUUCAUUCUAGUUGACUCCGUAAACAUAAUAUAAGAAUGUAAAACAUUGUUAGUCUGGUCUGGGUCUCUGUCUACAAAAAAUAUCAGAUUCAAAUGAUAGUUUUUCUUUGCAAUGAUUGUAUUAUAAUUUUUUUUACUGUAAGAAAUGUUUGCCAUCAAUCCCACAGUCAGCACUACUGGCUAAUUAAAUAUUACUUUAAUAUUUGUAUGUAUUACUCUGUAUCUUGCUUGUCAUUUUACAUUGUUCAGUAAGUGCUCAUUUCAGAAGUGCUUUUGGCUACUAUGUUUUCUAUGAAAGGUGAUAAAUAAAGUCUAUACAUUUUA
Molecule: messenger RNA, 2428 nt
Organism: Salvelinus sp. IW2-2015
Lineage: Eukaryota; Metazoa; Chordata; Actinopteri; Salmoniformes; Salmonidae
Source: RefSeq, a predicted model, not a curated record